GGCGCUAACGGAAUUUUCAUAGAUCAGGUCUGGGCGGAGCAAAUCGGACUCCCCCUUGUAAAAUUAGAUGUAUCUAUUCCCGUCUAUAACGUUGAUAGUACGCUUAACGCGGGUGGCUGCAUCAUGUAUAAAUGUUCUUUUGUGGUCGAAUACCAAGGACACAGAGAACGAGUCACCGCCGAAGCUACCCAACUAGGGAAGAUUAAUUUAUUCUUAGGCUGGACCUGGCUAUUUAAACACAAUCCUGAGAUUGACUGGCAGACAGGGGUUGUCACAUUGUCA
This is a messenger RNA of Serpula lacrymans var. lacrymans S7.9, 282 nucleotides long. RefSeq lists its product as uncharacterized. The transcript has a single exon. The annotation marks the transcript as partial. The record is from RefSeq and is a predicted model, not a curated record. NCBI's taxonomy places the organism in Eukaryota, Fungi, Basidiomycota, Agaricomycetes, Boletales, Serpulaceae.